This is a messenger RNA of Arachis ipaensis, 399 nucleotides long. RefSeq lists its product as uncharacterized. The record is from RefSeq and is a predicted model, not a curated record. NCBI's taxonomy places the organism in Eukaryota, Viridiplantae, Streptophyta, Magnoliopsida, Fabales, Fabaceae. Gene Ontology annotation, molecular function: protein dimerization activity.
AUGGUAGAGAUAGAAUCACCUGAUGUCAUGCGAGCUUUACUUGAUCUUGUUAUAUUGUAUUGCAAGGUUAAUAAUUUAGAUUCAGUUGAGGCAAUGAAAGAAAUACACUUAUAUAGAGAUCGAAAGGAAAGCUUUGAUAGGCCUGAAGCUGUUCCAGCUGCAAAAAAACUUCAACCUGAUGAAUGGUGGAGGUUGUUUGGUAGUUCUGCUCCAUGUUUACAAAAAAUGGCAGUUCGCAUUCUUAGCCAAGCAUCUGCUUCUUCAGGGUGUGAAAGGAAUUGGAGUCUUUUUGAUCAAAUUCAUACAACAAGAAGGAAUAGAUUGGAGCAUGAUAGGCUAAGUGAUAUUGUGUAUGUUACAUAUAAUUUGCGUCUUAAAUCCAGGUAAUAUAUAUUUCAU